AAAGUCACAGUUUCAUUGGUCUGUUUCACACUGCUGAUGUGCCGGUUGGGUGAUUUCGUAACCCAACAUUGUUUAGCAUUUGCGUGGUAAUACUGUAGUUUAUGUUAGCUCGUCUCACGGUCGCAUUAGGAGCUUUUUUGAGCACAACUAACGUUAACCAUUCUCAACCAAGGUGGAAACUGACCUAGACGUAGCUAGCUAGCGUUACAUCCAUACCUGGCUAACGUUAGCUAACCGCUCAGUCGAUAUAGGUUAACGUUAUUUGCAUUAACGUUAGAAUGGGUGAGGAAAUUAACGACAACCUCAUUAACACAGGCAAUGGACCUGCUAAUACCACCAAUGUUAAGGAAAACGGCGAAACAGUAGAAUGUGGUGUAAAAUAUUACACAUUAGAAGAAAUAAGAGUACAUAAUAUGAGCAGUGACACAUGGCUCAUCAUCCACGAUAAAGUAUAUGACAUCACAGGUUUCCUUGAAGAGCAUCCGGGAGGUGAAGAGGUUUUGUUGGAGCAGGCAGGUGCAGACGCCACAGAGAGCUUUGAGGAUGUGGGUCAUUCCACAGAUGCCAGAGAGAUGCUCCUGCAGUACUACAUUGGGGAGGUUAACAUGGAUGACAGAAAGAAGGAUACGGAAAAGGAGGUACAUGACACAAAUUCAGGAGAGUCCAGCAGCUCCUGGACCACUUGGUUGAUACUUGCUAUUGCUGCAACUAUUGUUGGUGUCAUGUAUCGCUACUACAUGUUUGAACACAAGUCCUCUUGAGUGCUGGUGUCCUGUUUUCAUCUCAUUUCCAUUAUCUGGAGGCCUUGAAAUGUUUGACCAAAACCUCCUCACACUGGACGCUCACAAUUAGGAGUGUGUGCAUCCUCGGCAACGAGAAAGAGAGGGGAACAGUUUGAUAAAGUACUUUUGUCUUUGUCCAUCUACAUAAAGUGCACAAAAUAGGUAGUUGGUCAGAGACUUUAGUAAAUUGUCUGCUUUCAGUUUCUUUGUACUUUAUUGUCACUAUGCCUGUUGUCAUUAAUGUCAAAUAUUGUCUUUAACUUAAACUUUCAUAUGCAUUUGACCCAGUUUGGUCUCUGUAUGUUUAUUACCCAUUUGCAUACUCAGAGAAAGGUUUUAACAGCCUGGUUUACAUCAUUACACGGAUAGACAAAAUGGAAACAUUGAAGGAGGUGUUCAUAUGCAGAACGGUGAUGAAAUCAGGGUAAUAGUUAACAGUGACCAUUCUAUCUUUUACACUGAAUUACAACUUCCAAUGCAUAAGAAUCAUGAGUUUAUUCCAUUCACUCCUUACUGCACAGUUCUGGUGUUAAGCAAUGCUUGAUUGCAUUUAUCACUUGUUUGGAAAUGCAUAUUCUUUACAGUUAUGUAAUUGCAGUGUCAAAUCAAUGUCUGUUCCUUGAAAAUAGUGGUGAAUUAUAUUGUAUCAGUGAUUAUUUAAGGUAGAAUGUGUUCUGACUUGUCCCUUUUUUUUUUUACAGUUAUCAAACAAACUUGUGCAAAUGAAAAAUACCUGACCCAUAUAUUAAAAUAAGUUUAUGUAGUAUGUAAUAAUAUAAUAUUUUAUUACCCAGAUAUAAUAGCUGACAGUAAAUGGCCGUGUGAAUACCCUUGAUAGAAGAAGUAUUUGUUAUUUGAUCGUUCUGUUUUUAAAUUUAAUUGUUCCUCACUAUGCCAUUUGUUACAACUUUGUUUCAUUGUAAUGUAUCGUAAUUUUAUGUUUUGGGUGAAUGGUACUGACAACUGCCUUUGGAGGGUUUGAAUUGUAUUGGAUGAAGUCUGGUGUGUGUUGCUUGUUUGGCUGCUGUUGGUCAAUUGGGGAGCUUGUAAGUUGUCAUUAGAGACAUAGAUGGGUGUCUUUCAGGCCACAGUUGGUCACCAUAUUUAAUAAUCUAAUUUAGUUACUCAACCUUUUUGAAUUCUCUAGGUUGCUGUUCAGAUUUUGGCACUGUUAAAUAUGUUUUGGUUUAGGUAAGCUUAGCAUAGCAUAUCUAAAACUUCCUUUUAUUGAAUAUUCUGAAAUAGGCAUUUUAAUUCAUAUUACAAUCAAAAAAGCAUUAUCCAACUACAAAGAUCAUAACAAUUUGAAGUCCAUUUACCACUUGUUUAAAAUUUCUGAAUAUAGUUUGCUGCUAUUUUAUAUGUGACAGAUGUCAAAAUUCAGUUGGCUGACUUUAAAGAUAAAUAUUUGCUAUCUUUGCAUUUCAACUGCCAUUUCCUGUCAUUAAAAAUCUCUUUGAAUAAAAUGAAUCUUUCAAAAAGUG
Messenger RNA from Siniperca chuatsi (mandarin fish), 2266 nucleotides. Its product is annotated as cytochrome b5. The transcript is spliced from 5 exons. The coding region runs from base 279 to 761 and encodes 160 amino acids. Gene Ontology annotation, cellular component: intracellular membrane-bounded organelle; membrane. Gene Ontology annotation, molecular function: heme binding. Lineage: Eukaryota; Metazoa; Chordata; Actinopteri; Centrarchiformes; Sinipercidae. The record is from RefSeq and is a predicted model, not a curated record.